AUGAUGCACUCUAUUUCUUCCAAUAGCUCACAGCAACAACUACUGCAACAACAACAACAACAACAUAAUAAUGCAGCAGCAGCUGUGGCAGUUGAUGAGAACACUGUACCAAUAGAGGUGGUAAUCGUUGAUCAAGAGUUGACAAAGGAGUUACAAUGUGGUAUAUGUCUACAGAUUAUAAACAAGCCUAGACAGUGCAAGAAUGGUCAUCUAUUCUGUAUGGAAUGUAUUCUAAUGUCCCUGAAGAAGUCUCAAGAGUGUCCCGAGUGUCGCUGCUCACUAAACAUGGAGAAACUCUCGCGAUCACUCUUUGUUGAGCGUCAUCUUAGAACACUUAGUGUAUAUUGUAAAUUCCACUUCAAGUUCCAGAAGGGAGCGGGAUGGGUCGUGGAUGAGGAUGGUUGCAAUGAGAUACUCACCUUGGAGAACUCUACAAAGCAUGAGAUCACAUGUGAGCACAGUUUCGAAUACUGUCGCUACAAUAAAGAGUGUGGACUUAUUCGAAGGAGACUUAUGGACGCACAUCUGGAAGUGUGUCUACAUCGACCGGUAAAGUGCAUGCACUGUGGCGGUGAUUCAACAUAUACAGGUAUCGACAACCAUUUGGUAGAAUGUGACAUGGUGGAGAUUGAAUGCGACAAGUGUAGCACCAAGCUCGUCAAGAAGGAGUUUGAGAAGCACAAACUAAACAUAUGUCCGAACUAUCAUAUUCAAUGUCCAUUCUUUGAAUCAGGAUGUACAAAGACUUUUGAUAGGAAAUACCUACAGACACAUAUAGAUGAAUCACUGGCUGAGCACUUGCUAAUGAUGAAGACACAUUACACCGAUACCAUCUCCACCAUGAAGAAGGAGUUUUCCACAUUGAUCCAAUCCAAGGAUGACAAGAUAAAGCAAUUGGAACGCACUGUUAAUGAGAAGAUUGACACAAACACAAAGGUGGAAUGGUGUGUAAAGAACUAUAGUCUAUUGAAGAAGAAGGGAUAUAUUCAAUCGGAGAAGUUCUCAAUUGGUGGAUUUCAAUGGUUCAUUGGAUUCUACACUGAUGGCGACAGUAUCGAUAGCAAGGGAUACAUCAGUAUCUACCUGUUCCUGGACACCAAUCAGGUGCCCAAGGGCAAGAGUCUCACACUGGAGUACUAUCUAAAGUUCUUCAAUCAACGCGAUCCAAGCCAGUCGGUCAAGAAGGACUUUAGGACGACGUUCCCGAUCAAGGGUGGCCAAGGCUGGGGCGAUCGCAAGGCAAUACGCACAUCGAUACUUGAGAACAACGGAUUCAUCAAGGACGAUCAACUGUUAGUCAAGACUGAGGUUAUCAUUAAGAAGACAAGCUGGUCGAUUGAAGAGUCUGACUCGUAG
Molecule: messenger RNA, 1356 nt
Organism: Acytostelium subglobosum LB1
Lineage: Eukaryota; Evosea; Eumycetozoa; Acytosteliales; Acytosteliaceae
Exons: 5
Coding region: 1-1356 (451 amino acids)
Molecular function (GO): zinc ion binding; protein binding
Source: RefSeq, a predicted model, not a curated record